CCUUCAUCUGACGAGCCGAUUCCUUUCUCUCCCUGGUGCCUUUGGUCCGGUUCGGUAUAUUCCCUGGUUCCAUUCUUUUUUGUAACAGAAAUCAAUAGCUCCUAUCUGUUGUUCUCUCUCACUUGUGUGUUUUGUGAGUCUCUCAGGGUCUUGCUAAGCUUGGUUAUCAAAGAUUUCUCUAUUGUUGAUGAAUUUUGAUGGGCGUUUGUGAAUGGCUUUUGGAGCUGGUUUGUGUUUAUGAUGCAGAUGGGGUUGAUGAUGGUGUUGUAGCAGUUUGUUAAGAUGGAACUCUCCUCGAUUCUGUUCUUGGCUAGAUUGGAAAACCAAUUAUAACAUGGACAAGGAAAAAAAUCAACCUGUCUAAGGGCUAUAGUUGAUUGGGUUUCAGCAACUUCUUAUGAAGACUUUGUGUUUGGCUCUUGAAAUUUUGUGCUGAGGCAUAUAUUAUAUACUGUUAAGCAGUAUCUAGUAGGCACAGAUAUAAGCAACUAGUUUGUAGAACUUGAGUAGUUUAUAUCAUUUAUCAAAUACAUAGAAUAUGGAGAUGCUAGUUUCUCCUCAAGGACAAAAGCACAAUAUUCAAGUUCAGGCUUGGAAAUUUUCACCUGGUGGUUCCAACAAAGAUCUUUGGCUUAUUGUGCGAGAAGGGUCCCUGGCAGAUGUAGAUGUAGCAUUGGCACUACUUAAGAAGCAAGGAGGAAACAUUAAUUCAAGGAACAAAUUUGGCCUGACUCCUCUUCAUAUUGCAACUUGGAGGAACCACAUUCCCAUCAUUAGGAGGCUUCUCAUAGCUGGUGCUGACCCUGAUGCUAAGGAUGGAGAAUCAGGAUGGACUAGCCUUCACAGGGCUUUGCAUUUUGGUCAUCUUGCAGUGGCAAGUAUCCUGCUUCAGUCUGGUGCUUGUAUUACUGUGGAGGACUCUAAAUCCUGUACGCCUGUUGAUCUCCUGUCUGGGCCUGUAUUGCAGGCCAUUGGAGAUGGACAUGAUUCAGUGGCUACUGAGGUGUUUAGCUGGGGAAGUGGUGCCAAUUAUCAAUUGGGAACUGGAAAUGCUCACUUACAAAGGCUACCUUGCAAAGUUGAUGCACUUCAUGGUUCUUUUAUUAAAUUGGUCUCGGCUGCGAAGUUCCAUAGUGUAGCAGUUAGUGCACGUGGGGAGGUCUACUCCUGGGGAUUUGGAAGGGGGGGGCGCCUUGGGCAUCCUGAUUUUGAUAUCCACAGUGGUCAAGCUGCAGUUAUUACUCCCCGACAGGUGACUUCUGGUUUAGGGUCCCGCCGGGUGAAGGCAAUUGCAGCUGCCAAACAUCAUACUGUUCUUGCUGCUGAGAGUGGCGAAGUUUUUACCUGGGGAUCCAAUAGAGAGGGUCAGCUUGGCUACAUUGUGGACACUCAGCCCACACCUCGUAGAGUGAGUUUGCUUAGGUCAAGGAUCAUCUCUGUUGCUGCAGCAAACAAACACACGGCUGUAGUUUCUGAUUCUGGUGAAGUCUUCACAUGGGGCUACAACAGAGAGGGUCAACUUGGAUAUGGCACCUCCAACUCAGCAUCUAAUUACAAUCCAAGAGUGGUUGAGUAUUUGAAGGGCAAGGUUUUUACAGGAGUUGCGGCUGCAAAAUAUCACACAAUUGUAGUAGGAGCUGAUGGAGAGGUGUACACGUGGGGUCAUCGACUUGUUACACCAAGACGUGUUGUGAUAGCUAGAAAUUUGAAGAAAAGUGGUAGCUGCCCUUUGAAGUUCCAUCGCAUGGAACGGCUUCAUGUGGCUUCUAUAGCUGCAGGGAUGGUUCACAGCUUGGCUCUUACAGAUGAUGGUGCAGUAUUUUAUUGGUUGUCUGCAGAUCCUGAUCUUAGAUGCCAACAGCUAUAUUCAUUGUGUGCAAAAAAAGUAGUGAGCAUUUCUGUGGGGAAGUACUGGAGUGCUGUGGCCACAGUUACAGGUGAUGUUUAUAUGUGGGAUGGGAAAAAAGGUGAGGAUAACCUGCCAGCUGUCACUCGGUUACACGGUGUAAAAAGGGCUACUUCAGUUUCAGUAGGUGAAACACAUCUAUUGAUUGUUGGUUCUCUAUAUCAUCCUACCUAUCCUCCUAAUGUGAUUGAUAGUCUUGAGAACCAGAAAUUGCAAGUUGGGGAUGAAGUGGAAGAUCUUGAUGAAGAUUUUAUGUAUAAUGAUGUGGAGUCUAAUCACAUGUCAUCUGCUGUAGAAAAGGAUGAUUGUGCACAAAGGCCUUUACCAAGCUUAAAAUCUCUUUGUGAAAAAGUGGCCGCAGAAAGUCUAGUUGAGCCCCGAAAUGCUAUACAGAUGCUUGAAAUUGCUGAUUCACUUGAAGCUGAAGAUCUGAGGAAGCAUUGUCAGGACAUUGUUGUUCACAACCUUGAUUAUAUUCUGACAGUUUCAUCUCAUGCUUUUGCAAGUGCUUCGCCAGAAAUUCUAGCUAAUCUUGAAAAUCUGUUAGACCUAAGGUCAUCUGAACCUUGGAGUUACCGCAGGCUUCCAACUCCAACAGCUACUUUUCCUUUAGUCAUCAACAGUGAAGAAGAGGAUAGUGAAUAUGAUGUUCCAAGGACUCGUGAUAACCACAACAACAAAUCCACCUUGAAGAUUGGAAAUGAAAGAUCAGAAUUCUUUCUUCAACCCAAAGAUGAUCCUAAUCGAGGCAUCUCGAAAAAAGUCCGUGCAUUGCGAAAGAAGUUGCAGCAAAUUGAGAUGCUUGAAAUGAAACAAUCUACUGGGCAUCUUCUUGAUGACCAACAACUUGCAAAGCUUCAAACAAGGUUAGCUCUUGAAAGUUCACUUGCUGAGCUUGGUCUUCCGGUUGAGAAAGUGCAGGCAAAAGCAUCAGUUGCAGUUUUAUCAGAUGUAAAAGGGAAUAAAAAGGCUGAGGUAUCAAGAAAGCAAAGAAGAAAGAGUAAACAAAAGGCAGCACAAUGGGAAACAGUUCCUGUCGUUGGCAGAGCUGAUGUAGAAUCAAACCUUGUGAAGGACUCAUUGGAUGUUGGGAUCUCUCAAGUUUCAAUGAACAAGGAGGAAGAAAACAUUUUUGAGGGAGGUGUGGGGAGCCAAUCCUCCAAAGAGCUUCCUUUCUUUGUUCAGAAGAAAGACAGUUCUGACUCUCCAAAAAGUAAGGGUUCAUCUCCUUCAAUAUCCAAGAAGAAAAACCGCAAGGGUGGGCUUUCCAUGUUUUUGAGUGGUGCUCUUGAUGACACCCCCAAAGAUGUUGCUCCCCCUCCACAAACACCAAGAAGUGAGGGUCCUGCAUGGGGUGGGGCUAAGGUUUCAAAGGGAUUUGCUUCACUUCGUGAAAUUCAGGACGAACAGAGCAAAACCAAGGGGAACCAAUCAACAAAGAAUAAAGAUCAAGUGGAAGAUCAUUCUGAUGUUAAAAGUGAUGGGAAAAUUCUGUUGAGUUCCUUCUUGCCUUCAAAACCAAUACCUGUGAUAUCAUCACGCACAUCUCAGGCACCUGAUGCAGAAAGAAGCACACCUCCUUGGGCUUCUGGAACUCCUCUUCUUUCUCGGACAUCUCUUAGAGACAUCCAAAUGCAGCACCAGGGGAAACAGCAGCAGAAUAGUUCCCAUAGUCCGAAGGCAAGAACAGCUGGAUUCUCAAUUGUAUCCAGCCAAGGAUCACCAUCAGAUUCUCCAGGGUUGAACCGCUGGUUCAAACCUGAGAUAUGCACACCCUCAUCGAUUCGUUCAAUUCAGAUUGAGGAGAAGGCUAUGAAGGACUUGAAGAGGUUCUACACUAGUGUCAAGGUUGUGAAGAACCCAACUUAACAAAGAGCUACCGCUUGAUACUCAGAAAGAGGUUCCUCAUCGUUAGUGCUCCUUUUUCCAGUUCAUAACAGUGAAUUUCAAUGUACAGAUGAUCUUGUAAAUUUGGUUCUUUUAAUGUUAGUAGUAGUAAUUUCUCAUCGGCCA
Hevea brasiliensis (rubber tree) is the source of this 3919-nucleotide messenger RNA. RefSeq lists its product as uncharacterized. The transcript has 11 exons. Bases 539 to 3775 code for a protein of 1078 amino acids. The record is from RefSeq and is a predicted model, not a curated record. Gene Ontology annotation, molecular function: protein binding. Lineage: Eukaryota; Viridiplantae; Streptophyta; Magnoliopsida; Malpighiales; Euphorbiaceae.